Molecule: messenger RNA, 1392 nt
Organism: Mucor velutinosus
Lineage: Eukaryota; Fungi; Mucoromycota; Mucoromycetes; Mucorales; Mucoraceae
Exons: 2
Coding region: 1-1392 (463 amino acids)
Biological process (GO): protein transport
Cellular component (GO): cytoplasm
Source: RefSeq, a predicted model, not a curated record
AUGCCGACCACCACACCAGAACAACAACAGCAAUACAUCAUGUCAUUGGAAAGAACUUCAUCGUGGCAUGAUAUAUUGGAUACACCUGCUUUCGACCUGGAAGAAGGACGCUCGUCUUCCUCAGACGAUGACAAUUACCGCUAUGUAGAUCCUGCUAAUAGAAAGUUCAGGAAACCUCCAGUUCAGUUCUCCAUCUCAAUUCUUCGCAUUGAUGGGGACACUCAAAAGAAAACAUGCCACCCGGGCUCCAUCUUUGAAGGUGUCGUUAAGCUCAAGCUGGAUACGCCUCUUGCUGCUCAACAUCUCAAGCUUGUAUUUAAAGGAGCAGAGCGAAUUCAUUCUGAUACCAUUGGCAAAGCCAACAAGAAGCGAGGCGAGCGUUUGUUUGCUAUACGAACCAUAUUAUGGGGAAAGCCAUCUUGCCAGAAUAAUUUAUGGCCUUUGAUUGAAUCUGGUGAACAUGUGUUUCCAUUCAUGUGUGAAAUUCCAAUGGUGAAUUAUCCACCUACGUUCCGGCAUCAUCUUGCUUCGUGUGAAUUCGAACUACUGGCAUCUCUAGAACGUCCUGCCCUUCGGCCAUUUCAAACAGUGCCAUAUCAAGUGCGAUAUGAGCCCUUUAUUGAAUCAAAGUCUAUCAAAUUGCCCAACAUAUACCAAGAAAAGCUGCGUCUCGACAAUACACACAAUGUCGUGGUGACACUUGUCAAGGGCUGUGAUUACAACAUACUCGACAGUCGUACAGAGACAAUGAAAGUGCAAUUAUCCAUCAUCAACCUUCAGAAAGGCAAGCAGCAUCAAGACAAUAAUGCAGCCUUGUUCAAUCACAUUGAAGCCUAUGUGAAGCGAGAGGUGGAUGUCACACACGGCUCUUACCAUCGAGCAGAUACCAUGGUCAUGACUCACGUUGAGCAAUCCAAAUUUGGUGUUGGCAAUCAUCGUGGCGCCUGUACGUACUAUAUCAACAUUCCAAUACCAAUUGAAAUCAGCAAAAAGAACAACCCUACCAUACUAAGGAACUUUAGUGUGCUGGGAAUGACAACGACCACCAAUUUUUCAAAGCAUAUCAAGAUUGAAUAUAAACUCUACAUUACUGCAAAAGUGCGACAUGGCCUCAUGUGGGCAAAACGACAAUUAUUCUGUAUACCGCUACAUUUUGGAACUGUUGCGCCAGGGGAACAAUUACCUUCUACGUUGGUCAGUUACCGACAUCCUUCGGUUACAUCAGACACAACAUUGUCAACAAAGCCUAAAUUCAUUCGACCACCUAGUCUAGAAGAACAGUUACCUGCCUAUGAUGAAGAAACUCCUCCUCCUGUCUAUUGUGUCCCAAUAGCAGGUGAUGUAAAUACGCAUAGGCAAAACCGUUUGCACCUGAUUACCUCUUCCCAUUAA